Molecule: messenger RNA, 1368 nt
Organism: Diaporthe citri
Lineage: Eukaryota; Fungi; Ascomycota; Sordariomycetes; Diaporthales; Diaporthaceae
Exons: 1
Coding region: 1-1368 (455 amino acids)
Biological process (GO): NAD+ metabolic process; NADP+ biosynthetic process
Molecular function (GO): NAD+ kinase activity
Source: RefSeq, a predicted model, not a curated record
AUGAGCAGUCUAUCAUUUUCAUCACCACUACUACCACUACCCAGGCGGCCACUCGCGCGCUGGGCCUCAGUCUCCCUUCGUCGCCGCCCCACGCUUGCCCGGCCAUUCUCGGCCUCGGCUCCGUUGAACGAGAUUCGAGAUGUGGCCGCCCUUCCGGACAGGAUCAGCCCGCUGUACCACGAGACCUCGGUAGGCCUGCUCAACCUUCACUGGCAGCAGCCCCCGCGGAACAUCCUCCUCAUCCCCAAGCUGCACGCCCCAAAGGUCGUCCAGGAUGCAGUCCGCUUCGCACAGCACCUGCACGACAACUACCCGGACAUCAACAUUGUCUUCGAGAACCGAAUCGCCGCCCGCAUCCACAACCACCUGCCCUUCCCAAUAUAUACCCCCUCCCGCAGCGACCCCGCCACCCACUUCCCCAACAAGAUCGACCUGGUCACCACCCUCGGCGGCGAUGGCACCAUCCUGCGCGCCGCCAGCCUCUUCUCCCUCAACCCGACCGUGCCCCCCAUCCUGUCCUUCAGCAUGGGCACUCUUGGCUUCCUGGGCGAGUGGAAGUUCGCCGAGUACAGGGACGCCUGGACCAGAGUCUACACCAGCGGCAUCGCCACCGGCGCCGCCCGCCCAAAGAUCCUCUUGCGCCACCGUCUCAAGGUCGGCGUCUACGACGACGAGGGCAAGAACAUCAACGGCCUGUUGAUGCCCACCUCCACUGCCGAGGCCCACCAGAGGCUGCGACUCAUGCCCUUGAGUGCCGAGCAAGAGGCCGCCCUGGGCAACCCCAAUUGGGUCCCGCCCGUCAAGGUGCCCCCAACUUUCCACGCUGUCAACGAACUGUUGCUCCACCGCGGUGGCCAGCCUCACCUCGCCAUGAUCGAUGUGUACGUCAACAACCACUUUCUGACCGAGGCAAUCUGUGACGGCAUCCUCGUCAGCACCCCAACAGGUUCCACUGCCUAUUCUCUCAGCGCCGGCGGCGCCAUCGUCCAUCCUCUGGUAGGCUCGCUCCUUAUCACCCCGAUCUGUCCGCGCAGCCUAAGCUUCAGGCCGCUGGUCCUUCCACUGGACACCAAGGUCGUCCUCCGGCUCAGCGAGCGGAACCGAGGCCGCGAGCUCGAGGUCAGUAUCGAUGGCAAGAGGCGGGCCGGUGCGAGCCCGGGUAUGGAGAUCCGGAUCCAGGGCGAGACAAUCACCAAGGGAGAGGACGGGAACUGGCUGGGCGGCGUACCCUGCGUGAUCAGAGACCUGCACAAGGGGCAGCAGCCGUCGUCUGACGGCGAGGAUGAUGACGACGACGACGACGGAUGGGUUGGUGGCUUGAAUGGUCUUCUGAAAUUUAACUAUCCGUUUGGUAAUCCAGACGGAUGA